AUGGUCAACAUAGUAAACGAUUCAAGAGUCGAUUUAAUUCCCAAUUCAUUCUCACCUAGAAUCGUAAUCUUUUCAAGUGAAGAAGUCAAUCAAGCAUGCAAAAGAAAUCGAUUAUCUAACUUUGCUUCUUUACUUCAACCGUUUCAAUCGAUUCCAAAAGUAUCCGUACGACAUUCUAAUUAUGCAUCGAUCAUCAGACCUUCGUUUCCUCUGUCAUUCAUUCCAGCUGAGAGAUUACGUGAUGAAGUCAAUGAGAUCGGUAGAGAGGAUGAUUCGAUUUGGUUGGAUCGAUCAAUCAAUAAGAUCUUGACUGCUAAAAACUUGUCAAAAUGGCUCUCAGAAUCAUCUCAUCCUAUACCUAUACCUCCUACUACCGGUCCAUUCAAGCUCAAAGAAGAAAACGAAUGGAUAAACGAAUCAAUUCUCCAGGAUCUUCCUGAACCGAUCACCGAAUCAGCACCAUGGUACAACGCAUUUCUCAAAUCUGUCCUAGAUCGGAGACUCCCAACAGUCUUCGAUACCAGUAGUCAUCCUAUAGCAGCCUUGAUAGUAGUAUCAACCAAUGACCCAGAACCUCUCAACGAGUUUGCCAAACUUUAUGAAGAAAGUAAUACGUCAGGACUUGGAUGGCCAAAUGUACCAUGGUUAGAUACAGAACCGAUUUUGAGAUAUUAUGUUUUAUUACAUGAAACUACGGAAGAAUUUGAUGGUGGUCGUCAAGAAGCUAAUCAAUUACUUCAAUCGGUUUCCAGAGCUUAUGGUUUACAUUGUGGGAUUGUUUGUAUGAAUUCAGAAAAAACUGAGUACAUUAAACGUCAAAGAGCUUUAAAUACUGAUCCUCAUUUUAAAUAUGAUCAUUCUCAUGAUGAUACAGAAGGAAGAAUCGAAGAUUCAUGGGCUCAGUAUCAAUCUGAAGUUGAUGAAGAAGGGAACGAGGUAGAUCCUAAUCAAAGGUUUGGAGAAUGUAUGGCUCAGGAAGAUAUCUUGGGUCUUAAAGUCUUUUUGAGAGAAUUCACAAUUCAAAGCUUGGUUCCUCAUAUGGAAAGAUGUGUUCAACAUUGGAAUGAAUCGCUAUCAGCUUCAAGAAAAGGUAUCACAGGUCGACUAUUCAGUGUUGGGCGAAAGUAUUUCUCAAAGCCAGACUCAUCGGGAUCAUCCUCAUCAUAUAAUCCUACCAUGCGUUGGUAUCCUUACCAGAGUACUGAAUUUCAAACUCGUCGGUUAGCCGAUUACGCAUUCAUGUUAGGUGAUUAUAAAUUGGCAUCACAGAUGUAUGAGUAUGUGAGAAAGGAUGCAUUAGGCCAUAAAGCUUGGUCUUACUAUCUCUCUUCCACCCAUAUGGUCGGACUUUGUUCAUUACUUUUAGUCGUUCCCAGUAAUCAAACCUUUCAAAACUUCGAUCCAUAUUCAUAUCUUUUCGAUCCAGCUGCUUUAAGUCAAAUGAGUGUUUUUGAUUCACUUCGUAUCACCUUGAUUUACCAUGAAGCAUGUAAAUCUAUCGGGGAAUCGAAAUGUAUGGCUUCUUCACUCCUUCAAAUGGCAACUUUGGUAUGUGCUAGACAAACCCUCCACUGGAUGACAUAA
Molecule: messenger RNA, 1584 nt
Organism: Melampsora larici-populina 98AG31
Lineage: Eukaryota; Fungi; Basidiomycota; Pucciniomycetes; Pucciniales; Melampsoraceae
Exons: 6
Coding region: 1-1584 (527 amino acids)
Biological process (GO): endoplasmic reticulum to Golgi vesicle-mediated transport; protein localization to phagophore assembly site
Cellular component (GO): phagophore assembly site; cytoplasmic vesicle; TRAPPIII protein complex
Source: RefSeq, a predicted model, not a curated record